AUGGGCAGUACCAAGAUGAGCACCCAAUCUGACGUCCACGGCGCCGUGGCCAGUGAGAGCACGAUAUGCUCGCAGAUAGGCAUAGAUCUGUUGCGACAAGGCGGAAACGCCGCAGACGCCCAUGUCGGAGCCCAAUUAUGCGUCGGAGUCAUUGGCAUGUAUCACUCCGGAAUAGGAGGAGGUGGCUUUGCACUCGUCCGCGACUCGGAGGGGAACUACGAGACCAUAGAUUACCGAGAAGCUGCACCCGCUGAGGCAUUUGAGGAUAUGUAUAAGGGCAAUUUACAAGGCGCUGUUACUGGCGGACUGGCGGUUUCGGUUCCAGGUGAUCUGAAGGGACUUGAGUACCUGCAUCAGAAACAUGGACUAUUGCCUUGGCGAGCAGUUGUCAACCCGGCGGUUUAUGUCGCACGUAAUGGUUUUAAUGUAACGGAGGACUUAGUGAGGUAUAUGGAUUUUGCGACAAAAGGCAUUCGAGGAAACUUUCUACUUGAGGACCCCAUCUGGGCCCAAGACUUCGCGCCUAACGGACGGCUGGUCCAGCUUGGGGAUGUCAUCACGAGGAAAAGAUAUGCCGAUACCCUAGAGAAGAUUGGUAAACACGGCGCCGAGAUACUCUACUCCGGUGAACUAGCCGAAGAAAUAGUCAAGCUCGUCCAAGAGACCAACGGCACCCUCACAAUGGACGAUAUGAAGUCCUACCGCGUCUAUGGAAAGCCACCAAUCAGCAUCGACUUCCGCGGCUUCAAGCUGUACUCCACCGGUGCCCCCAGCAGCGGCUCCAUCAUGCUGAGUAUGCUCAAGACCAUGGAGCAGUACCCAGCCUCGGACCUGGCCGACACCAACCUCACCACCCACCGCUUCAUCGAGGCCAUGCGCUUCGCCUACGGUGCCCGCCUCGAGCUAGGCGACCCAGCCUACGUCUCGAACAUCGAGGAGUUCGAGGCGUCCCUCCUGACCCCCCACAAGGCCAAUGAGACGCGCCACAAGAUCGACGACAGCACCACCCUCCCUGUGCGCGAGUACGACCCCCACCAGCUCAUCGCGGCCGAAACCCACGGCACAUCGCACAUCGUCACAGCCGACAGCGCCGGCAUGGCCAUCUCCUCCACGACGACCAUCAACCUCCUCUUUGGCGCACAGAUCAUGACCCCCGGAAGCGGCAUCAUCCUCAACGACGAGAUGGACGACUUUAGCAUCCCAGGCGUCCGUAACAGUUUCGGCUUCGCCCCCUCGCCGGCCAACUACAUCCGCCCCGGGAAGAGGCCCAUGAGCUCCAUCACGCCCAUCAUCGCCGAGCACCCCAACGGCACCGUCUUCUUCAUCACCGGCGCCGCAGGCGGGAGCCGCAUCAUCAGCUCCACCACCCAGACCGCCUGGCACAUCCUCGAGCACGGCAUGAACAUGAGCGAGGCCGUGGCCGCGCCCAGGCUGCACGACCAGCUGAUCCCGAAUGAGGUGUACUUUGAGUACACCUUUGACAACAGCACCGUUGCCGCUAUGGUCGAGAAGGGGCACAAGCCUGUAUGGGUGAGGCUGGGUGUCAGUGCUGUCCAGGGGAUCCAGAGGCUUUGGGAUGGAAGUUUUGAGGCUGUGGGUGAGCCGAGACAGAGGAACUCGGGUGGCUUUUCGACAUGA
Molecule: messenger RNA, 1638 nt
Organism: Cryphonectria parasitica EP155
Lineage: Eukaryota; Fungi; Ascomycota; Sordariomycetes; Diaporthales; Cryphonectriaceae
Product: gamma-glutamyltranspeptidase
Exons: 8
Coding region: 1-1638 (545 amino acids)
Biological process (GO): glutathione catabolic process
Cellular component (GO): plasma membrane
Molecular function (GO): glutathione gamma-glutamate hydrolase
Source: RefSeq, a predicted model, not a curated record